AUGGCGAUGGAUAGUGCGGGUAUGGAGGCGCGGCUGACGGGGAUUCAGACAAAGUUGGAGGCGAUGCACGCAGACAUCCGCCGCCUCGUCCGCGGGAGUGUCUCCAUCGCCAACGGCAGCGGCCACGUCACCCCCAUCGUCCGAAGUCCGGGCGGAGUUGUUGGGAGUGGAGGGGGCGUUGGAGGCGGCGGCGGCGGGAGUUGUGUGAAUGGCGGCGGGGAGGCGGUGCCGAUUGGCCGCAGUUCCCGCCUGCACGCCGCCACCCCGGCGGUGGAGACCCCCGCCAGCGGCCAAUCGGCCCCGGCGUCGCUCCUCCCCGUCAUUUUUCCCGCCCAGCCCCCGAGCCGCGUGGUGCUGCCGGACGUGGAGACCCCCGAGAUCGCCAGCAGCAUGAAUAUGCGUCGAAAGGCAGAGGCCGCACGAAAGAAAUUGCAGGAAUUUGUAAAGACCAUGCGACUGCCGUCCGAUGUGCGUAAUAUUCCAGAAUUACGAGGGGCAUCUUGUACGUGGUUGCUCAGUAUUGCCCUUGCAUGCAGCUAUGUUUCAGGUGAAAACAUCACUAUUGAGGAUGUACUACGGCAGAAUCGUCUCGCAAUGCAUUACGUUUCUCUCCCAUCUGUAACACUCGCAGAAUUAUUUGACGUAACAAAUGAAUUUUUAAUUAACAACAAGAGUUUACAGGAGAAACAUGUGCAUUGUGAAGUGGCAAAUUUUGAUACAGAGACUGUGGAUGAGGUGGGAGAUGUUAUGUGUACAGAAGAACGAUUACCCAUUACAGCUCUUUCACAAUUUCGAAAAGAAUUAUCAAUUCUUGAUAUUCAAUCCAUAACCAUUUUAAAUUAUGACCCUUACUUGAUUGAACAGCAUGAAAUACGAAUGCGAUUGAAUUAUCUGGAAACUAAUGAUUCGGAUACUUCUGCAGAUCCAAUUAUUCCUCGCUGGUCAGCGAAAAAUCAGGGAACUUUUGCAUUGCUUCUUAAUUUUAAUUCAGCUUUACACUCUGUAACUAUAGGUACGCCAUAUUUACUGGAGGACGGUUCUAUUGGAAUUCAGGAACAUACAAUUCCUAUACAAACACUCUAUAAGGCUCUUUGUGUUAAGGAUAAUUACUGUAAUCGUUCUCGUGGAUUUGUUCGGGUUUUUAUCACUAACCAAUUUAUUGAGUGCGUACCAUCUAUGUUUCCACUUAAUGUGCUUGAUGGAUCACUUUCAGGUGGUAUGUUAACAACGGCUCUUGAUACUUCAAUUGCUCCUCAUAUUCUUGGAUUAUCACUAAUGCAUCAUCUUGUGACUAGCACAUUUUUUGAUCGUUUGUCACAACAGAGACAAAGUAUUACUGAUCGUUCAGAUGUAAAGUUACGUGGUAUUCCUGUAACUAAAUUAUGUCAAGAACUUGGUCUCGGAAUUACCACCAUUGUUGGUGGUAGUAAUAAGGCUUCUGUGGCAUCAGCAUUCAGUUGGUAUCAUGCAUUUCUAAAAAAAAUGAAGAUGGAAACUUCUGUGGCACUUGGAGUUGUAAUUGUCUCGCGGCGUGGUGGAGCUGAAGAUGGUCCAGUAAACAUUGCGGACGAUGUAUUUAUGAAACACUUGGCACUUGCGGUAGAGACUGAAAGCGUAUUACUUAUAGGUUUUGAUGUUAAUAUUGCACUUAAUGUGAAGGUAGACAACAGACCGGAACCUUGUCAUUUUGCAAUUGUUAUUGGUUUGGAUCAAGAACGUGGAGUUGUGCGUUUAGCAGAUGUUAAUGUUAAAAAGUAUCGUAAAACGUGGCAUGUACCAAUAACACGUCUUUACUCAGCUGUUAUUGGAUAUGGAUAUAUUAUGGCAGCCAAAUCACAAAAAACUAUUGAUAAACUUAAUGCCAAAGAGUUUCAGGAUUCUAUUUUUUCUGAAGCACGAUAUGCACUUCCUCCGACUCAACGUUUAUUACGUUUUGAAUAUCCAAAAAAGAAUUAUGUUGCUACAAUUCUUGCAGAUGCCUUUGAUCGAUUGGGGUUUACGGCUGAUGUAGAAAGUGUUAUUAACAAUAGUGGGUUCCAUGUUUCAUUUAUGCUAUCUGAACAUCUAGCACUUGAGGAUGCUGCCACUGUUGCACGUAAUUAUUCUCGAAAUCAUGCAAAAGACGGUGUAAGUGUUCUCGUAACACAUAUGGAUAAGGAUACUGACCAUGCUGACUUGACAUUUAUUCGUAAUCAAAUUAGUACUGUCUUACGAGCUCCAAAACGGUGUUGUCUAAUUGUGAAUUUCCAAGUUUCUGUCAUACAAGCAAAUAAAUCUGUAUGGAAUGGAAGUAAUGGUGGUUCUUAUGCCAUUGUUCUUGACUUUGACGAAACAACUUCCCUUGUGACACUCAGUGAUGCAAAUAAUGAAUCAUUCUAUAGAACCUGGGUGUGUCCAUUAGAUGUACUCUUUGAAGGUAUAUCUGCUAUGGAUCCAAUAGCUUUGCGAGCUCGUGGUACCCUUUUACUUACUUCCAGUUCUCAACAUGACUUGUAUGUUGGUUGUCACGGUUAUGACCUAGCCCAUUGUAUUGUACAUCAUCCUUUUAAACCUACAUUAUGGCCUGCGUUUCGUUGUCUGGCUCUUGUCGCAACAGAAAUGGGUAGUGGUUUAUUAAAUAUGAAUCGUGCUGUUCAGUUCUCUGCUGAAGAUUUUCUGUACUCAAUGCCUUCAUUUUCCGUGGUCAAAAUAGUUACUGGUACUUUAGAGAGUGAGCACAUUGCAGCUCUCGCUAAUACAGCAUUUGAACGACUUAAUGUUGCCCUUGAAGCCUCUGUGGUGGAUAUCAGUAGUACAGGAACAUUCUUGAGAGCCUGUCGUGAUGAAAAUGUAAGUGGAAGGACAGUGACUAUGACUAUUGUGGGAUAUGAUACUCAACUCGUACAUGGUGUUCCCGGAUUUUCUGUUGGUGUUAUCAACCGAGUGCGUGAUCAGGGAGGAUCUGGGGCGGUCCAGUUGGUGGAGGGCAACAGCUGCACGUUUGGCUCUAUCUGGGAACGACAGGCCACAGAACUACAACCUGCUGUCAAGGCAAUGGUGCGAAUCAAGCGACGCCCAAGGAGAAGUAAUGGUUCCUUGGUGAAGAGUGAAGAGAAAUAA
Messenger RNA from Trypanosoma theileri, 3099 nucleotides. RefSeq lists its product as uncharacterized. The transcript has a single exon. Lineage: Eukaryota; Euglenozoa; Kinetoplastea; Trypanosomatida; Trypanosomatidae. The record is from RefSeq and is a predicted model, not a curated record. The coding region runs from base 1 to 3099 and encodes 1032 amino acids.